AUGGGUCCAUCAGGCAUGUGCAUCUGCAGUUCGAUCUCAUGCUUUGUAAUAACCGUAACCGCGCUGAUCAUCGCUUGCACUACAUACUCGAUUGUAAGGGCUGAACAACUCCGCACCCCACCAGGUCCCUUAAAGAUACACGUAACUGAUGCCUCCCUCAACUACACCACCCUUGAUCUGGCCCUCAAUAUCACCCUUGAAAACCCCAACAAGUAUUUCCACAUCUAUUACGACGACUCUAUAGUCAUCGCUGGUUACAGCAACAAAACCUCUGCUAUAGCGAGUGUCGCCGACUUUCACCAACUCGAAAAUAAUACGACUCUUCUGACGCCGUCGUUGAAAAUGCAUCGGGGUGAUAGUACUGACGAUGCAACUGGGUCGGGAAAAGGGAAUUACUACGACAUUGUCGUCAAGCUCUAUCUUCCAAAGUGGUACAAGUCCAUCUCCAAGAAGAGGGACAAUUGGCAAAGCAGUAUACAUAUGUACACAUGUGAAUUGAAGGUUCCUUUGAACAAUGGAUCAAAAUCUGUUGAUGCUUUCAAUACUACCGAGUGCGCGCCAAGAACCGUUGAUUUUGGUUUUCGCUAUAGCUGGCGUAAGUUAGUGUAG
This is a messenger RNA of Rosa chinensis, 609 nucleotides long. Its product is annotated as NDR1/HIN1-like protein 3. Bases 1 to 609 code for a protein of 202 amino acids. The transcript has a single exon. Gene Ontology annotation, biological process: defense response to other organism. Lineage: Eukaryota; Viridiplantae; Streptophyta; Magnoliopsida; Rosales; Rosaceae. The record is from RefSeq and is a predicted model, not a curated record.